Molecule: messenger RNA, 2571 nt
Organism: Cotesia congregata
Lineage: Eukaryota; Metazoa; Arthropoda; Insecta; Hymenoptera; Braconidae
Source: the annotation of a GenBank genome assembly
AUGGGCAGCAUGUUUAGAAGUGAAGAGAUGGCUUUAUGCCAGCUGUUUAUCCAGCCAGAGGCAGCUUAUCUUUCUGUCUCGGAACUUGGAGAGACCGGAACUGUUCAAUUCCGCGACUUGAAUAGCAGCGUUAAUUAUUUUCAACGUAAAUUUGUAAAUGAAGUUCGUCGUUGCGAUGAAAUGGAACGGAAGCUUCGUUACAUUGAAGCAGAAGUUAAAAAAGAGGAUGUACCAGUCGCUGAAAUAGUCGGUGAUUUGCCUCGAGCGCCAAUUCCCCGUGAAGUUAUCGAUCUUGAGGCACACAUUGAAAAAACGGAGCAUGAUAUACUGGAAUUAACUCACAACGCAGUUAAUCUUAAGAGUAAUUAUUUGGAGCUAUCGGAGUUGCAGCAUGUUCUUGAAAAAACUCAAGUAUUUUUUACCGAGUCGAAGAAUCAAGGCUCUUUUUUGUUUCUCGAUCAGCAGGAGGAGGCUAAUGACUCUAUUACACGAGCUUUGAUCAAUGAAGAGCAGCAGUAUCCGACAACUACAGGCCGUGGACGACUUGAAUUUGUCGCUGGAGUUGUCAAUCGGGAGCGUGUGCCGGCGUUUGAACGGAUGCUUUGGAGAAUAUCUCGUGGCAAUGUCUUUCUUCGACAAUCUGAAUUAGAAAAGCCUCUUGAAGAUCCAAAUACGAGCCGUAUCAAAAAAGUAUGUGCUGGAUUUCAUGCUUCAUUAUACUCUUGCCCCAACAGCAAUGCAGAACGAUUAGAAAUGCUAAAAGGAGUUCGUACUCGUUUAGAGGAUCUUAAUUUAGUUCUUAAUCAAACUCAUGAUCAUCGACAACGAGUACUGCAUAACGUUGCUAAAGAAAUACCUAACUGGAGUAUUAUGGUCCGAAAAAUGAAAGCCAUUUAUCAUACCAUGAAUUUAUUUAAUAUGGAUGUUACGAAAAAGUGUUUGAUAGGAGAAUGCUGGGUGCCAAUGGCUGACCUUACAAUGGUUCAAAGUUGUCUUACGGAAGGAUCGAGAUUAUGUGGAAGUUCAAUCCCAUCAUUUUUAAAUGUUAUUCAUACAGAUGAAGAUCCACCAACAUUCAAUAGGUCUAAUAAAUUUACAAAAGGAUUCCAAAAUUUAAUUGACUCUUACGGUGUCGCAUCUUACAGAGAAGCUAACCCAGCGCUCUAUACAAUCAUAACAUUUCCAUUUUUAUUCAGUGUUAUGUUUGGUGAUACUGGUCAUGGUUUAAUAUUGACUAUUUUUGGCGCUUGGAUGGUAAUUUGGGAAAAAAAGUUAUCCGCUAAAAAAACAGACAACGAAAUAUGGAAUAUAUUUUUUGCUGGUCGUUAUAUAAUAUUACUCAUGGGAAUAUUUUCAAUCUACACCGGAAUUAUUUACAAUGAUAUUUUUUCAAAGUCUGUAAAUAUAUUUGGAUCUAGUUGGAGAGUCGAAUUUACCGCUAAACAGUUAAUGGAAAAUAAACACCUUCAACCAGACCCUGCAACACCUGCUGGAUAUGCACAAGUACCAUAUCCCAUGGGAUUAGAUCCAGCUUGGGCGCUAGCAGAAAAUAAAAUUAUUUUUUUGAAUUCAUAUAAAAUGAAAUUAUCCAUUAUUUUCGGUGUUGUUCACAUGAUUUUCGGCGUUUGUGUUAGCGUUAUCAAUAUAAUACAUUUUAAAAAAUACGCAAGCCUUGUUUUGGAAUUUUUGCCCCAACUUUUGUUUCUCAUUCUUCUUUUUGCGUAUUUGGCGGCACUUAUGAUAAUAAAAUGGAUUUUAUACAGCGCUGCAGCAAAAGGUACCGACUGGGAGCCUCGCUGCGCACCGUCAGUUUUAAUAAUAUUUAUUAACAUGAUGCUUGGAGGUGGUCAAGGACAAUCAGAGCCUUCUUCAUCGGCUGUCAAUGAAACCUUAGCUACAGUAGUACAACCCUGUCCUAAAUGGAUGUAUCCAAAUCAAGAUAUUGUACAAGAUGUAUUUAAAUACGGAGCGCUUCUCUGCGCUCCGGUAUUAUUAUUCGGUAAACCACUCUAUUGGUUAAUUACAAAUAAAGCAUCGAAAAAGCGACAGAAUAAUGGAGUUGCUUCACAAGAUAUUGAACUUGAAAGCAGUAAUUUUCCAUCCAAUGGCGAUACACUGAAUAGUGUAAGCCGUAAUCAUGGUGGUGGUCAUGAUGAUCAUGAAGAAGAUAGUUUUAGUGAAAUAAUGAUCCAUCAAGCUAUCCAUACUAUUGAAUAUAUCCUUUCAACAGUAUCACAUACUGCGUCUUAUUUACGACUUUGGGCUUUGUCGUUAGCUCACGCUCAACUUUCAGAAGUAUUAUGGGUUCAAAUAUUCACUCAAGGAAUUAAAUUUGCUCCAGAUAGAGAUUUUAUUGGUGGUAUUACUAUAUUUAUUGCAUUUGCAAUGUGGGCAUUUUUCACUAUUGCUAUUCUUGUCCUGAUGGAAGGUCUUUCAGCCUUUCUUCAUACACUUCGACUUCAUUGGGUCGAAUUUAUGAGUAAAUUUUAUGAAGGCCAUGGACAUCUAUUUCAACCUUUUUGUUUCAAAAGUAUUAUAGAUACAGCAUCGACCGAGGAAGAUGAAGAUUAG